Molecule: messenger RNA, 3685 nt
Organism: Equus quagga
Lineage: Eukaryota; Metazoa; Chordata; Mammalia; Perissodactyla; Equidae
Gene: TGFB2
Product: transforming growth factor beta 2
Exons: 8
Coding region: 1314-2642 (442 amino acids)
Biological process (GO): regulation of cell population proliferation; SMAD protein signal transduction; BMP signaling pathway
Cellular component (GO): extracellular region
Molecular function (GO): type III transforming growth factor beta receptor binding; growth factor activity; cytokine activity
Source: RefSeq, a predicted model, not a curated record
GGGCGGGAGGGCGGAGCAGGCAGACAGAUACAGAGAGACCCAGAGAAAGGCAGAGAGAGCGUAGAGCGAGAGCGCAAGUGGAGGGGCAUGGGGAAAGGGAUGGAGAACACAGUGUAACGGUCUAGGGAGCCAUUUGGGAACAAACGGGCUGCCUGGCUGCAGACAGGAGAAAGCAGAAGAGGGUCUAUUUCAGGGUGCCAAGUGCCUGCCUACCUACCCGAAGCGAGAAAGUCCAAGUGGGAGAGACAGGAGAGGGUGGGACUCCAAGGGAACCCCUUCGCAUCCCCUUAGGAAUAAAACCCCCCGGUCCGCGGUCUCCGGGGCUGCCGUUGCGGUCCGCAGGGGGUGAGAGCCACGGCGGCGGCAGCUGCUCGUCUGUUGCCGGGUUGGCGUUUGGAGCGCGAGAAGAAGGAGGAGCAGAAGCAGGAGGGAGCUGGAGGCUGGACGCGUUUGCGAGCGGCGGCGGCGGCAACGUGGAGUAACCGAGAGGCUCGGCGUGCGCCCGCCCGGGGGUAGGCCCCGGCGCGCCGCUCCGGGAGCAGGAUCCUCGCCGCCUCGGCAGCCCUUGCGGCCGCUACACGACCCGACCGAGUCCCCAGCGCCGUGCGAAGCGCACCCGCCUCCCGGCGGCGCGCCGGGCUCGCCCGCAGCGCGCGCGCACGCCAGCGCGCGCGCACACACACUCACACACACACACACUCACACACGUGUGCGCUCCUCCGCUCCGGAGCUGCUGCUGCUGCUGCUGCGCUCAGCGCCGCAGUGGAAGGCAGGGCUGAACCGCUCCUUCUUUAAAUAUAUAAAUUACAGCCUGGGCCAGCCUCGGCGGCCCCCCUUCCAGCGCUCCCGGCGCCCCUCCCGUCAGUUCGCCAGCUGCCAGCCCCGGGACCUUUUCAUCUCUUCCCUUUUGGCUGGAGGAGCCGAGUUCAGAUCCGCCACUCCGCACCCGAAACUGACACACUGAACUCCGUUUCUUCCUCUUAAAUUUAUUUCUGCCUAAUAGCCACUCGUCUCUUUUUUCCCCCCCAUCUCGUCGCUCCAAGAAAACUUUUUCUUACUCCCCAAAGUUAGGGUUACCCCUGGCCAUCGUGUAUUAAUAUUUCCCCUUUUGGAACGACUUGUAUUUUCUUUUUAAAGGAAUUCAAGCAAGAUAGCUUUUCUAUUGGACAUUGACUCUCGACUGUUUGCAAAAGUUUCGCAUUAAAAAAAAAAAAAACCUACCUGAUCUGAACUUUGAGAGUUAUUGGUUUCUUUUUUUCCUACUUUUUAAAUUUUUUUUGUUUUUUUUUAACUUUUUCCACCUUUAAAAAAAAAUGCACUACUGUGUGCUGAGCGCUUUUCUGCUCCUGCAUUUGGUCGCGGUGGCGCUCAGCCUGUCUACCUGCAGCACGCUCGAUAUGGACCAGUUCAUGCGCAAGAGGAUCGAGGCCAUCCGCGGGCAGAUCCUGAGCAAGCUGAAGCUCACCAGCCCCCCAGAAGACUAUCCCGAACCGGAGGAAGUCCCCCCGGAGGUGAUUUCCAUCUACAACAGCACCAGGGACUUGCUCCAGGAGAAGGCGAGCCGGAGGGCGGCCGCCUGCGAGCGCGAGAGGAGCGACGAGGAGUACUACGCCAAGGAGGUUUACAAAAUAGACAUGCCGCCCUUCUUCCCCUCGGAAACUGUCUGCCCAGUUGUUACAACACCUUCUGGCUCAGUGGGCAGCUUGUGCUCCAGACAGUCCCAGGUGCUCUGUGGGUACCUUGAUGCCAUCCCGCCUACUUUCUACAGACCCUACUUCAGAAUUGUCCGAUUUGACGUCUCAGCGAUGGAGAAGAAUGCUUCCAAUUUGGUGAAAGCAGAGUUCAGAGUCUUUCGUUUACAGAACCCCAAAGCCAGAGUGCCCGAACAACGGAUUGAAUUGUAUCAGAUUCUCAAAUCCAAAGAUUUAACAUCUCCAACCCAGCGCUACAUCGACAGCAAAGUGGUGAAAACAAGAGCAGAAGGCGAAUGGCUCUCCUUUGACGUCACUGACGCUGUUCAUGAAUGGCUCCACCAUAAAGACAGGAACCUGGGAUUUAAAAUAAGUUUACACUGUCCUUGCUGCACCUUUGUACCGUCUAAUAAUUACAUCAUCCCCAACAAAAGCGAAGAACUAGAAGCAAGAUUCGCAGGUAUUGAUGGCACCUCCACAUAUACCAGUGGUGAUCAGAAAACUAUAAAGUCCACUAGGAAAAAAAACAGUGGGAAGACCCCACAUCUCCUGCUAAUGUUGUUGCCCUCCUACAGACUUGAGUCACAACAGUCCAACCGGCGGAAGAAGCGUGCUCUGGACGCAGCCUAUUGCUUUAGAAAUGUGCAGGAUAAUUGCUGCCUACGUCCACUUUACAUUGAUUUCAAGAGGGAUCUUGGGUGGAAAUGGAUACAUGAACCUAAAGGGUACAAUGCCAACUUCUGUGCUGGAGCAUGCCCAUAUUUAUGGAGUUCAGACACUCAGCACAGUAGGGUUCUCAGCUUAUAUAAUACCAUAAACCCAGAAGCAUCUGCUUCUCCUUGCUGUGUGUCGCAGGAUUUAGAACCGCUGACCAUUCUCUACUACAUAGGCAAAACACCCAAGAUCGAACAGCUUUCUAAUAUGAUCGUCAAGUCUUGCAAAUGCAGCUAAGAUUCUUGGAAAAGUGGCCAGAUGAUAAUCACACGGUGUUGAUGAUGAUAACGACGACGACAAUGACAAUGUUUGUAACAAGAAAACAUAAGAGAGCCUUGCUUCAUCAGUGUUAAAAAAAAAAAAAUUUGAAAAAGCGGUACUAGUUCAAACACUUUGGAAGUUUGUGUUCCGUUUGUUAAAACUGGCAUCUGAAACAAAAAAAGUUGAAGGCUUUAUUCUACGUUUCACCUACUCUGUAAGUGAGAGAGACAAGAAGCAAAACCUUUUUUUUUUUUAAGAAAAAAAAAUAAACACUGGAAGAAUUUGUUAGUGUUAAUUAUGUGAAAGAAAAAAAAAAAAACAGGAAAAUCCCAUUAAGUGGAGUUGCUGUACAUACUGUUUCUAUCCCGUGCCUCACCUGAUUUUUCUGUAUUGCUAUGCAAUAGGCGCCCUUUCCAGUCUUACUCCUAGAGUUAACAGUGAGUUAUUUAUUGUGUGUUACUAUAUAAUGAACAUUUCAUUGCCCUUGGAAAAUAAAACAGGUGUAUAAAGUGGAGACCAAAUGCUUUGCCAGAAACUCAUGGAUGGCUUAAGGAACUUGAACUCAAACGAGCCAGAAAAAAAAAGGUCAUAUUCACGGGAUGCAAACCCAAGUGAGUGAUUAUAUGACCAAGCAAGUCUGCAUUGAGAUAAAGACCCUAGAAACACAUGCUUUGUACCAGCUGCCUAAGGAAGCUUCUUGUAAGGUUCAAAACUGAAAAGCCUGUUAAUAAAGAAAACUUUCAGUCAGAAUAAGUCUGUAAGAUUUUUUUUUUUCUUUUUAAUUGUAAAUGGUUCUUUGUCAGCUUAGUAAACCAGUGAAACGUGGAAAUGUUUUGAUAUGUACUGGUCAGACUUCGGACCUUAAAGUAUUGCUGUAUCUCUCUGCUAUCGGGUUCUCCUUCGUUCUGGUAUAUGUAACCAUACCUAUGUUAUUACCAUAGUUGGGUAGAGAAGCCGGUGUAAUUGGAAACACAUCUGGAGAUCUCUUUUGCAAACUAUUAAAUCAAAACAUUAACUAC